Anolis carolinensis (green anole) is the source of this 615-nucleotide messenger RNA. RefSeq names its product ribosomal protein S27 (gene rps27). NCBI's taxonomy places the organism in Eukaryota, Metazoa, Chordata, Lepidosauria, Squamata, Anolidae. The coding region runs from base 134 to 388 and encodes 84 amino acids. Gene Ontology annotation, cellular component: cytosolic small ribosomal subunit; ribosome. Gene Ontology annotation, biological process: ribosomal small subunit assembly; translation. The transcript has 4 exons. Gene Ontology annotation, molecular function: structural constituent of ribosome; RNA binding. The record is from RefSeq and is a predicted model, not a curated record.
GCAGGGGCGGGGGUCUAUCCCGGCCCCGCCCCCUUUCUCGUGACUUCCGCCCUCUCGGGAAACCCCGCAGCGGAUAUAGCGCCCUCUCUUUCCGGUGUGGCUCCUUUCCGGCCGUCGCUGCCUCCACGCGGACAUGCCUCUCGCAAAGGACCUCUUGCAUCCCUCCCCUGAGGAGGAGAAGCGGAAGCACAAGAAGAAGCGCCUGGUCCAGAGCCCCAACUCGUAUUUCAUGGAUGUGAAAUGUCCAGGUUGCUACAAGAUCACCACGGUCUUCAGCCAUGCUCAGACGGUGGUUUUGUGCGUUGGCUGCUCAACUGUGCUCUGCCAGCCCACCGGCGGAAAGGCACGGCUGACAGAAGGAUGCUCCUUCCGGCGAAAGCAGCACUAGAUGCAGAUUUGGAUGGUUGUUGCCCGGUGGGUGGGGCUACAGGCCCAGGGUCGGCUGCCAGGAUGGCUCUCGCGCUCUUUCUCGAAGGGCACAGACACCGAAGGCCAGCCGUGGCCGAGCAACGCUUGGGGCCUCCCGCUGCUGCGUAGGGAUCGGAUCAAACCGCGGCCGCCUCUGUCCUUGUAGCCUCGCCCAUUUGACCCAAUAAAUUUUGGAUAUAAAGACAA